AUGACUGGAGGCAAGUCUGGAGGCAAGGCCAGCGGCAGCAAGAGCAAUGCGCAAUCUCGUUCAUCUAAGGCCGGUCUCGCAUUCCCGGUCGGUCGUGUCCACCGUCUCUUGAGGAAGGGCAACUACGCCCAGCGUGUCGGCGCUCCCGUCUACCUCGCUGCCGUCCUUGAGUACCUCGCUGCCGAAAUCCUCGAGUUGGCUGGCAACGCCGCCCGCGACAACAAGAAGACCCGCAUCAUCCCGCGUCAUCUCCAGCUCGCCAUCAGGAACGAUGAGGAGUUGAACAAGCUACUGGGUCACGUCACCAUCGCCCAGGGUGGUGUGCUUCCCAACAUCCACCAGAACCUUCUGCCCAAGAAGACUGCCAAGGGCGGCAAGGGUCCCAGCCAAGAGCUAUAG
Messenger RNA from Coniosporium apollinis CBS 100218, 399 nucleotides. Its product is annotated as histone H2A. Gene Ontology annotation, cellular component: nucleosome. The coding region runs from base 1 to 399 and encodes 132 amino acids. The record is from RefSeq and is a predicted model, not a curated record. The transcript is spliced from 4 exons. Gene Ontology annotation, molecular function: structural constituent of chromatin; DNA binding; protein heterodimerization activity. Lineage: Eukaryota; Fungi; Ascomycota; Dothideomycetes.